Messenger RNA from Daucus carota subsp. sativus, 874 nucleotides. Its product is annotated as cadmium-induced protein AS8. NCBI's taxonomy places the organism in Eukaryota, Viridiplantae, Streptophyta, Magnoliopsida, Apiales, Apiaceae. The coding region runs from base 17 to 655 and encodes 212 amino acids. The record is from RefSeq and is a predicted model, not a curated record. The transcript has 4 exons.
UAUUUCAAGAUAUUUGAUGAACUGGUAUGCAUCACAUGAUACAAUAGUUUGGAUUCAGACAGGCAGUGUACACACUACACACACACAGUCACACACUGAAGCAGCAGUGUUUGAUGGUAAUGUACUGAUGAUCAUAAAGGGGCUGUUCAGGAGAUACGAAAGAUGGAACCCAGUGCAUCCAACAUCCGGAGCCCUUUGGGGCAUUGGAAUAGGAUUUGGCUGUGGGGUAGGCUGGGGCCCUGGUUUUGGUCCUGAGGUGAUUGGUUAUGUGGGAGCUGGCUGUGGUGUUGGUUUCAGUGUUGGGAUCACCUUACUUGGUUUUGGCCUUGGUCUUCCUGCUAAUUUUAUAUAUCAAGGUCCUUAUAAAGCAUUUAUGGCUACAAGAAGUGGUGCAAUGGGUAUUGCUCAUUCCAGUGGCCUGCCUGAGAUGAAGAAUGUUGCAUUGGAUGGUUGGAGCAAUAUGGGACUGCACAUAUCCGGCGUGAAAGAAAAAGCAAGCCAGAGUUUUAUCAACUUUAGACAAAAGCAAUGUAUGAACGGAAGGGUAGAUUUGCCUGAUGUGAGGACCAUCAUGUCUUCCCAUUCCAAGUCUAUUCAAGAUUGUCUAAAGAAAUUCCAAAACCACAUUCAUCCUCCCAAAGGCUUCAAAGACUGAACAAACAGACGAUCAUCCCUAUUUUUAACUAUGUACACAUCGUAUAUCAUACUGUAGACCUUAAUGUACGACAUUGAUGAUAGACAGUAUACACUUUUAUAUUAAGAUUUUUGAGUAUGGAGGAGAAAGUGAGAAUUUGACAUAGCACUGUUUUGUAGUCAGAAAUUUAAUUACGUGAUUCAGUUUUUACAGUGGUAAUUUCUAGUAUAUUACCUGUAA